Molecule: messenger RNA, 1517 nt
Organism: Sphaerulina musiva SO2202
Lineage: Eukaryota; Fungi; Ascomycota; Dothideomycetes; Mycosphaerellales; Mycosphaerellaceae
Exons: 4
Coding region: 562-1221 (219 amino acids)
Source: RefSeq, a predicted model, not a curated record
GGGGGUCUUGGCAAAGCAAAGCCACUCACACACUGUGAGAUCCGCCACGCUUUAUCAUCGUAGCAGAGUCUGGUCAAUUUUCUCUUUAUACAGUAUUUGCCCCUGACCUCGAUAGAAUCGAAGCGAAAACCAAGCCCCGAACGAAUGUCGAACCUUAGGUACUUUCUCCGUAGGACCGUGGCUCCCUUAAGGAAUCAUAUCCACCCAAGCUCUCCGUACACAGCUCCGAACAGUGGUUUGCAAGAAAAGCUUUCCUGAGGAACAUUUUGAGGUUGGUUGAAAACUUUGAGAGCUUCUGAUGAUGCCGCAUAAUCAGCGGUGAAAGUCGGUACUUUUUGUCCAGUUGUCACGAGGCAGACGGAGAGAAUCACCCUGUGAAUGAAUCUACGCGACCGGAUUCAUCAACGAGAGAGGUGAAAAAAGAGACUUGAUGCUCUGCAGCAAGUUACAUAUUGGCCAAAAGAUAGGUGCCAGGUACUGUGCCUCAAAAGCACUCGCACAUUUUGUUUCUCCAGCCAGCCAGACAUUUCACAGUUUGCAUCGCAUCACAUUAGUUACGACAUGGCAUCAACAUCUGGAGAGGGUGCAAACCAGACGAAUGAGGAGGAGGAGGAGAAGAACGAGAAGAACGAGAAGAAGAAGUUCCGACUCAAGGACCUCGUAGCAUACUGGCCCAAACUAUUUCCCCAUCGACCCCGAAGAGAAUGUGAGAUUUGCUGCGAAAGGAAGCUGCACAAAGCGUUUUCGCACCACAAAUACAUCCCUUACGAAUGCCGCCCUCACUUGCAGACAUUUUGUCUCUCAUGCAUUCGAUCCUCUCUGAGUGCACAACUCGAUACAAAACCUGUGCUGGCCAUGGGUUGUCCUCAAUGCGCUGUGCCCUGGAAUUGGGAAUACUCGAUCUUGCUGCUGGGAUACAAGGACAGGAAAAAAUAUCGACGACUGAACUUGUUGGCGCAGGGUCGCGUUUUUGUUCCUGCGCCAAAGGAUAUGCCCGAGGCGGCGACUUUGGAUUUUUUGUUGGACACGGGCGUCAGGCUGUGUCCGUGGUGUCAGUUUCCUUUUUGUAAAGAGGGAGGGUGCGAUCAUAUGUCUUGUUCCAAGUGCGCACAGGCUUUCACGUUGAGCUACGCUCCUGUAUUGGGAGAUGAACAUGGUCGUCGCGCACGACCUCCGUUGUGUGAUGUGAGGGUUCACGUCAAUGGAUUGGAAGAUGAUUGAAGUCCUUCUCCACUACAUGAGAGUAGCACGUUGCGCACUUCUGGGCGCUGGGUAGGACGUAGUGGCGAACAUGCAGCUGGAUGGUCCAGACACAGUGACGGCAAUUUGCCGAAGGAACUUUCUCGAUUGGGAAACAAUUCUUCCGCAUGUACCUGAUACAUGUAUUUUAGAAACAUACCUACCACAAUAGGGUGAUAUAGGUCUGGCUCCAAGCAAGGGACGAAACUGGAAUGUUCAGAGCAGCCUGGCCCUGCAGCCAUACAGUAACAGGAGACAGACUGAAUUCAAUAUUGGCG